CUAUCCAAACAAAGUGUUAGUGUUUUACUGUCUGGAAUGAAUCAGUCCGACUGUAAAUCGUAUGAGAUAUGAGAAAACAGCAUUUGCAAAGGGACGAAGAAAGAAGAGAGAAAGGAAAAAUGAAAAGAAGAAAAUGAAAAAUUGAAUGAAAUGCGAUGGUGUUAAUGGAAUUCGAGUUUCAGCCCACUACUCGCUCAAAAUCCUCUGCAACGGAAAAUGGAGGGCGGUCGUAAGACGACGAUGUGGGAGAGUUUCAUGAAAAACCAUCAGAUGUCCUUGAAAUCCCUUUUCCAGCGCAAGAAAUCAUCGUCCAAUGAUGAAGACUCUCACACUGAUUCCCCGAAGCCCAUUCCCCAGCUCUCUCCUCUAGCCAAUUCGGUCGUCUCUCGCUGUUCCAAGAUCCUUAGAAUCCCUACUGAGGAAUUGCAGCAUUACUUUGACAUAGAGUUGCCGGAGAGUGUGAGGCAACUGUUCACAUACACUAGGAAUUUUUUAGAAUAUUUCUCUUUCCAAGCACUCCAUCAAAUUACCAGACGUCUAGAUCAUUUGAGUGACCCAGAAUUCCGUCAAUUAACAUAUGACAUGAUGCUUGCAUGGGAGGCCCCAAGUGUAGAGUGUGAACAAGCCAAAGAAAAUACUCUAGAAAGCAAUCAGGAAACAGAGGACGAGGAAGGACAGUCACUGUUUUAUUCAAGUUCCACAAAUAUGGCUGUUCAGGUUGAUGAUAAGAAAACUGUUGGACGAGAAGCUUUUGCACGAAUAGCUCCUGUCUGUGCUGCUGUUGCAGAUAUAACUGUCCACAAUCUUUUUGAUGCACUUACAAAUUCUUCAGGCCAUCGACUUCAUCUUCUUAUAUAUGAAAAAUACCUUCGAAGCCUUGACAAGGUUGUUAAGGCUGCAAAGAGUACAAUGGGAUCCUCCAUGUCCAGUCUUCUGUUUCAAGGGGGAGAUCAUUUUGGAGGUUGAUGGUACAGUUCCCACACAUCCAGUUCUACAACAUAUUGGAAUCACGGCUUGGCCAGGCUGGCUGACUCUAACCAAUUUUUCACUAUACUGAGUCAUUGGGAGUUGGGGUAUAUGAAAAGGCUGUUAGCUAUGAUCUGUCAAGAGACACCAAGCAGGUCAUAAAACCUGAAUUGACUGGACUGCUGGGUGCUCGUCUUUUUGAUAAAGCUGUUAUGUACAAAUCAACAAUGGUGUAUGAU
Molecule: messenger RNA, 1205 nt
Organism: Rubroshorea leprosula
Lineage: Eukaryota; Viridiplantae; Streptophyta; Magnoliopsida; Malvales; Dipterocarpaceae
Source: the annotation of a GenBank genome assembly